UGCUGUGUACGUGUAAAGAGUACAAUCGCUACAGUGGCUACAUCAAGUCAGUUCAGUUGCUGUGGGAGAAGCAGUGCUGUGCCCAGCAGAAAAAUCUUUGAAGCAGUUCCUAGUCUUGCAGCAGCAAGGGGAGGUUCCGUCCCACAUCUCACUGACGGAUAUUAGAGAAUGGCUCAUUGCCAAGGGUAGAAACUACUUCAAGAACACGUUUCAGAGKGAAAUGGAAGAGGGGAAGAACCUUUACUUGGCCGAACUGGCUUGGGAGGUGAAACGACGCCUCAGGCUUGAGGAGCUGGAAAGAGAAGUGUGCAGGGAGCUGCGCCUGGAGCGCCGAAUUGGACAGCCUGGUAACCGGAUGGGAGAUUGGAGACCCCUGGGAAUGGAGACACACACACUUCUGGGAAUGGACUCUCCCUUCAGACACUCCACCUCCUUGAUGGACACUCUUUCCAGUCAGAUCUCGACUGAGAACCUCGAGGUUGCUAGGCUACAUACUGCCAGACCACGUUCUGCCAGACCACCAACUGAAAGACCUAGCAGUAACUCUGAUCACUCUGGAACCUUGUCUACUGUGAUGACCUGCUCACCACAUUCAGCUAGCCCAUCAGUGAUUACUGUUAGGGACUUGCUGCUCAUGAUUGGGCACAUAACAAGCUCAGUAUUGGAGGAGGUAAAUAGCAUCCUGAUCCCUGCCUUGGUUGACCUUAUAAGGCUGAGAGCUUCAGAAAGUGCUGCAGAGAGUAUGCUCCCCAUCAGCAAAGACACCAACGAAGAUUCAACCCAGGGCUCUGUCAGCUGUACCCCUUACUCUCAAACGAGAGACCAACACCAACCUCCCCUCCAGCAGCCGCCCUCCUCGUGCUCCAUCAAGCUUUUAGACAAGGACUUAGAAGUCUACAGUGAUGAGAUCAUUGACGAAAUCCUUAUUAUAAUGAGGACCAAAAAAGAUGAUGACAGUGGAAGUGACGUCUCUGUGCAUCAACACCAUGCAGCACACCAGCACCACAGAGCCGGUCUCUUCUGCACUGGGGGAGUGCUUCCCCAUGACAGGAGGAUACUCAGCACAACACUGCUUGGAAUCCAGAACACCAUAGACAGUGAGAACCUCUCAGGAGAGUGCUCCAUCUCACCACAGGACAAUGCCAGAUCGUGUGUAUUUGCCACUGACAAAGACCUGAAGGCAGAAAGAGUGAAGGGAGUCUUUGAAAGCCUGAGAUCCCAGUUUAUGAGCUACUCCAUCAAGCCUGUGAGUAACAUCAUUACCAGGGCACAAACAAAGAUGGCUGCCUCCAAUCAGAUGCCCCUCAACUUUGACCAGAGUUCUGACACCUUUGACCUCAGAGAAAGCUACACUGACACCUGCUGUUCUGAAGAUCAGAAGGGAGAUGUGUAA
Salvelinus sp. IW2-2015 is the source of this 1393-nucleotide messenger RNA. RefSeq lists its product as uncharacterized. Lineage: Eukaryota; Metazoa; Chordata; Actinopteri; Salmoniformes; Salmonidae. The record is from RefSeq and is a predicted model, not a curated record.